This is a messenger RNA of Oppia nitens, 880 nucleotides long. RefSeq lists its product as uncharacterized. Bases 61 to 810 code for a protein of 249 amino acids. The transcript is spliced from 3 exons. NCBI's taxonomy places the organism in Eukaryota, Metazoa, Arthropoda, Arachnida, Sarcoptiformes, Oppiidae. The record is from RefSeq and is a predicted model, not a curated record.
AAUAUCAGUUAAAGUUUUUAUGAUUCAAAAUAAGAAGUUUUAACCAUAAACUAAAUAACAAUGUUGUUUAAGUCAAUCGUAUUGUUUGCAUUCGUAUGUUUGGUACGCUGUGACCCUGGUGAUGAUACCAAAUAUCCCAUCACAUCCUUCAAAGAUGAAGAUAUACUCAAAGUUCAGGGACAGGUCAUCAAAGACGCUAUUGGAUGGUUGCUGAAGACUAAAGAAGAGACAUUUGGUUCAGUGAAGAUCUUGAAUUAUAUUAACGAUCACAUCAAAAAUAUGGACAACAAAAUGAUGAAUUGGGCCGAGGGUUUGAAAAAACAGGGAUACCCUGAAGCCUACGAUAUUUUCCAAAAGAUUCACACCUCUGUCUAUACAAUUGGUUUCCAUAAAGCUUUGGCUAAAAUACCUUUAAUCAAAGACAGUACCGAAGCGGCCGACGCCACGGGAAAGUUUGCAGUCACUGCACGAGUCAUCGAUUGGCGCACAGAUGUCGACACUAAGAGACGAGAGGUUGAGCCGACCAAAUGUGGCGAUGAAAAGACACUUUGGGAUCAGUUGGCCAAUGAAGUCAACAAAUGUUUAGAUACUUUAGACAAAUUGAUCCCCCAAUUGAAGAAUAUGGGCAGUAAUUACUGGGCUGAUAGACAUCAAGAAAUGCGUGACUUCAUUGGCAAUAACUUUAAUGAUAUGAUAAAGAAAAUCCAGGGUAUAACUGACCCGGCUAAACGGACUCAAACUGUUUGCAUACUCGUUGAACAAAUCCAUUUGUUGAAUACUGUGGCUUCAAGCAGACCACCGGCAAAAUAAAUGUCACAUAAAUCAACAAAUAAUUUAUUUUUAGUACAAAUUGUUUAAGUUUUUAACAAUAAAGAAAAUU